AUGAAAUCGGCUCAUUCAUCCUGGGAAACACCUGAUCCUGGCUACUGGACUAAGCAAGGCUACAUCAUCGUGCGCACCGAUGAGAGAGGUUCUGGACAAAGUCCAGGUCUUCUCGACACCAUGUCUCGAGGCACAUCGGAAGCUUUCUUUGAUGUUGUUGAGUGGUGCUCGGAACAACCAUGGUCGACUGGAAAAGUUGGUCUGCUUGGUAUUAGCUACUUUGCAGGUACUCAAUGGAGGGUAGCAGCACGCAAACCGAAGGGCCUAGCUGCCAUAAUUCCUUGGGAGGGUAUGAGUGAUUACUAUCGGGACAGAGUAAGACAUGGGGGUAUAUUAUCUGAUAGAUUUAUUGACUUUUGGUGGAAGAAUGGUGUUCAGCCAAAUCAAUAUGGAAUGCCCGGUCGGGCUGCUCGUAAGUGGGGACGAGACACGAUCGAGGGCGACCUUGAUAAGGCGACUUUGGAACAAAACAGACGAAACCAAACCCUUGACACAGUAACUCAUAAAUUUCGAGACGAGGACUACUACAAGACAAGAGACUAUUCACCAGAGGAUAUAACAACUCCACUGCUCAGCGUUGCCAAUUGGGGCGGUAUACUACUUCACCUCCGCGGCAAUGUUCUGGGCUGGAUGAGAGCCAGCUCCGAGCACAAGUUUCUCCACUUUAUCGUUGGCAGGCACGAUCUUCCUUUCUACUACGCCCAUUGUGCUCGACUGCAACGCUCAUUCUUCGAUUGCUUCUUAAAAGGUAAUGAUGAAGAUGGCUGGAAGUCUGGAAAGCAACCCAGAGUCAAGCUAUGUCUACGAGAAGGCGAUGCAGGAGUCGACGAUCCGGAACGAGAAUUGUUAUUCCCUCAUCGAGAGGAGAUAGAUUGGCCUAUACCCGACACAACAUAUACCAAGUACUACCUAACUGCAGAGCAGCAACUUUCAACAACUAGCCAAUCGAAUGUUACGUCUUUUGCAUACGAUGCCAUGGAGGGGAAACCGCUAUGCUUUACACAUAAGACCUCGGCGAGGCUCGAAAUAACUGGACACAUCGUGGCACAUUUGACAGUGAGUGCGUCUCGUUCGAAGGCAGAUGCGUCGCCUCCGUCUGACAUCGAUCUGUUCGUUACCCUUCGCAAACUCGACCAAUCUGGAAAUGAAGUCUACUUUACGGGUACGAUGGGAGACCCUGUGCCGAUUACGAAAGGUUGGUUGAGGAUGUCUCUGAGGAAGACAAACGCCACGAAUCCAGGGCAUCACAAAUAUCUGCCUUAUCGGGAUUACUUUAGCACGGACGUGGAAAAAAUUGCCGAAAAUGAACAUUAUGAGGUAGAUGUUGAGAUCUGGCCAACCAACGUAGUGUUGGAAUCCGGCCAGAGUUUGGUAUUUGAAGUGGCUGGGCAUGACACGCAAGGAGUGGGCAAAUUUUCUCAUGAGCAUCCUGAAGAUCGCAAGCCAGAGGAUUUCGCGGGCAUCAACAGCAUACACAUCGGUGGGAACCAUAGCUUCAUCACGUUGCCUGUAAUUGCUCGUGGCUAA
Messenger RNA from Exophiala bonariae, 1527 nucleotides. RefSeq lists its product as uncharacterized. The transcript is spliced from 4 exons. The record is from RefSeq and is a predicted model, not a curated record. Bases 1 to 1527 code for a protein of 508 amino acids. Gene Ontology annotation, molecular function: dipeptidyl-peptidase activity. NCBI's taxonomy places the organism in Eukaryota, Fungi, Ascomycota, Eurotiomycetes, Chaetothyriales, Herpotrichiellaceae.